AUGUCACUUCUAUCAAUAUUAAGUUCUGGAUUUUCCAAUACGGUUUCUAUUAUACCGAUAUUACUGGUAGUAUACGUAUUGCACUUUUACUACAACUACUUUACACGUCCGAAUCCAUUACCAGGUCCCAUACCGAUUCCUAUAGUUGGAACUUUUCAUGUAAUAGGAACAAAUCCUUAUAACUGGUAUAUUAAAAAUACUGAAAAAGUUGGCACAAUCUGGGAAUUCUAUGUUGGGAAUAAGCGACAAAUAGUGGUCAAUCAUGUCAAAUAUCUUGAAAAGAUUUAUAAACCAUCUCCAAAAUUUUUUAGCAGAAUACACAUUCCUUCAUUUGAACAAUUUGGACUUCUCCAUGGAUUAGUAUUUGUUAAUGAUUAUAAUAAAUGGCAACGAAAGCGUAAAUUACUAGCCCCUUCGUUAUCAUCAUCUAAAUUCCUACGAAAAAUUAUCAACAGUGUUCAAAAACAAUUCAAAGAAUCUGAGAAUAGAUGGAACCUGAAUAUAAAUAAUGAAAAAGAAUUUGAUGUUAGUUUAUGGGCAAAGUGCAUUACAACAGAUCUUUCGAUCACUCAAGUUACAAAACUACCAUCUUAUAAUUUAGCUUUAUUUGACUCAAAUAAUGAAAUGAUUCAAACAGAAGAAGUAAAAAAAGUAUUAAAAUUUUCCGAUGCAAUAAAAAAUUUUCUUGCCAUGCUUCCAUAUUUCGUUCUCCUUCCUACAUUUUUAAUGGAUUAUGUUCCAGGUUUUAGAUCAAUUAGAAUAAACGCCGAACGUAGUGUUAAAUUUGUUUAUGGAAUUGUUCUCGAUGUAGUUGAAAAAAGAAGAAAAGAGCUUAACGAAGGUGCUGAGUUUGAAUCUGAUUUGUUAGAUCAUAUGUUGACAGCUCAUACACCGAUGAAUCCUGAAUAUAAAGAAGGUGAUAACAUAGCUCCAAUGACUGUUAAUGAAAUUAAAGCUGUUUUGUUUGACGUUCUUUUAGGAGGUGUUGGUCCGAUAAGCAGUGCACUCUGCUUCAUUAUAUAUAACGUUGCAAAAAAUCAAAAAAUUCUUGACAAAAUUCAUAAAGAAAUCGAACAAGUUAAUGGGUUGGAUCCAGAUACUGAAAUUACUUAUGAAAAUCUCACAAAAUAUCAUUACCUUGAAGCAUUGAUUAAAGAAGCGAUGCGUCACACUGUAAUCAUACCAUUUACAUUUAAAGUCUUGCAUGAAGAAGAAAAUAUUGCCGGAUAUAAUUGGUCAAACGGAACCAAAUUUUGGAUAGAUAAUCAAACUCUUUCGAAUAACCCUGAAUUCUGGGAUGAUCCCAAAUGUUUUAGUUCAGAUAGAUUUUUAAUUAAAUCUGAUGGUACUUAUGAUGUACCAAGAAAUUCUUUUGUUCCUUUCGGUGGGUGUUUCUUUUUACCUUGGCUAUGGGUUAUUAAUGUCGCUUAUAUGUGGCCUUUAAUAAAACGAGAAGACAUUGAUGUAUUUCAAUAUCAGAGAGGUGAGAAUGUACUUUGCUACCAUGGGCCCAUUACGUACCCUGCACAGAUUUUGGAUUUAAGAAUUAUCUACGAAAACGAGGGUGGUGAUGUCGGACCACAAUAUCGAAUACAUUACAAAGGAUGGAACAAAAAAUGGGAUGAAUGGGUUUCUGAAUCAAGAAUUCUUAAGAUGACUGAAGAAAACAUUGCGGCUACGACAAAAAUAAAGCAAAUUCAUUCGACACCUCAGAAUAAUAAUUCUUCUUCAGUUUUUGUACAAAUUGAAUCGAUUGAUGAGAUGAUGUUUCCCAAUACAACUACACAAACCGAGCAAAAUUCCAAAGCAUCUAAUUUUAAAAAUCGCAUCUUAAAACGUACUGUCGAUCAAGGGCAAGCAAUAGCAAGCACAUCAGGCAAAAAUGCGAAAAGGGCAAAAAAGUGCAAGAUUUCUGUUGAUAUUACGGAUGAAGGAAUGCUUCGACUUGUUGAUGAAUGGCAAUGGAAUACUAAAAACCAACUUCUUGUUUAUCCUAUGCCACGACCCAAAACUGUUAAUGAUAUUUUGGAAGAAUUCUUUGAUUUCAAAAUGGAGAAGCUUAAAGAACAAAGUAAAAUGUCUAUAGGCAGAAAUAGAGGACGUAUAACUAAAACACAAGAAAUAGCAACGAGAGAUGUAACAAAUGGUAUCAAACAAUACUUUAAUGAAGCACUUCCAAUAUGUUUACUUUAUCGAUUUGAACGUCAACAAUAUGUCGAAAUGACAGAAAAAUAUCCAAAAAAAGAAAUGUCAUCUAUUUAUGGGGCUGAACAUUUGAUGCGCCUUGUUGCCCAAACCGACGCACCACCAUCGCAGUUGAGAGUUCCAUUAAGCCCUAAACGAGUUUUCAAAGUAUUUUCAUACCUGCUUAAUUGCUUGUAUGAAAAUUUAACCGGUCCAUUUAUUCCAUCAAUUCUUCAAUAUGGUUGGCAUAAAUUAUCCAGUCAAAGAAAGAAACUAACUAUCAGGAAAAAUAUUAAAUAUAGCUCAAGGAAUCGUCUUGAUAUAUACUUCCCUGAUCGGACUUCCACAACCACUUUCAGGAAUAGCCAAGUUUUUUCUGAGCAUCCUGGACUAUCCCAAAGUGCAAAUAUGACAAGUUCAUCUUAUAUUGAAUCUCCUGUUAUCAUUUUCAUUAGUAGUUCCUGGAUUUCCGGUAAGGAAAGAUUACCGAAAUGGUUUCCGAUGUUCAACAAUGCAUUCAAUGGACAUAUAGUCAUAUUAGGCACGCAAUUCCGUGGUGAUCCUUCACAGAUCUAUCUUAUGGGUCAUUCCGCAGGGGCGCUCUUGUCUGCUUUAACGGUGAUUCACGAUGCUUGCGCCACUUUGCACGCACUUCCGAUUAACACAACAAAUGUGAAAAUUCCCGUUUGCGGCCAUACUAAUGGAAGGGCUGGGUUGCCUAGAAUUCAAGGGCUAAUCUUGUUCUCGGGUGUUUAUGAUACAACUUAUCACUACGCAUAUUUACAUCAACGAGGUCUUGAACAAGUGCACGCCAUGCCACGAGUAAUGGGAAAUACAUCAGAAUCUUUACUUCAAUGUUCACCUACUUAUUUACUCAAUUAUGCUUUCAACAAUUCACAACACCGUACUCAGCUAAAAAUGUUAUUACCUCGAAAAGUUGUUCUAAUCCAUGGAGAUAAGGACACGUUUCACCCUCCAACAUCUACACGUAACUUUUUCUCCUUACUAGACUCUGUUGGUAUACCUGUGCAACUUAAAAUUUAUGAGGAUCUCAAACAUAUUAGUCCUUGCAUUGAUCUAAUCGUACCAACAAGAAGAUUAUGUGCGCUUUUAUUAGAAGAUAUUAAAGAAUGUUGUGAAAACAGUAGGCCAGUUAUGAUGGGCGAAGGUGAAGAGGAAUCAAUACAUGAUGUUUAUAACCGUCGUGAUCGAAUUAGAACACGAAGAAGAAUGGCUUUGACUCGAUAUUAG
Cetraspora pellucida is the source of this 3435-nucleotide messenger RNA. The record is from the annotation of a GenBank genome assembly. Lineage: Eukaryota; Fungi; Glomeromycota; Glomeromycetes; Diversisporales; Gigasporaceae.